Messenger RNA from Pezoporus occidentalis (night parrot), 3713 nucleotides. It is a transcript of the gene YTHDC2, whose product is annotated as YTH N6-methyladenosine RNA binding protein C2. Lineage: Eukaryota; Metazoa; Chordata; Aves; Psittaciformes; Psittacidae. The coding region runs from base 49 to 3339 and encodes 1096 amino acids. The record is from RefSeq and is a predicted model, not a curated record. Gene Ontology annotation, molecular function: helicase activity; RNA binding; ATP binding. Gene Ontology annotation, cellular component: intracellular anatomical structure. The transcript has 23 exons.
CAACACCAUCUGGCUUCGCCUUGGGCUGUCGCCACCGGUCUUGAGGCCAUGUCUAGACCCAGUAGCGUCUCCCCACGACAGGCCGGUGGGUGUUCGGGUACCCCCACUCCGGCCGGCCCUGCUGCGGGCCGCGGCCGACGCAAGAGGCUGAAGGAUAUCCGCGUUGACGAGGAGGUGGAGAUCGCGGUGAACCUCGCCCUGGAGCGGUUCCGGUACGGAGAGGAGAAAGAAAUGGAAUUUCCUUCUUCUUUCACUAGUACUGAAAGAGCAUUUGUUCACCGUCUCUGUCAGUCUCUUGGGCUGAUAUCUAAAAGUAAAGGAAAAGGAGCAAAUCGAUACCUGACUGUGAAGAAGAAGGAUGGCUCAGAACUAACACAUGCAAUAAUGACUUGUGUCUUGGCUCCCAGUACAAAACAUGCUGUUCAGAAUUUAAUUCAGAGAUUUCCUGUAACAAAUAAAGAGCGAACAGAACUUCUGCCAAAGACAGAGCGAGGAAGUGUGUGUGCUGUUGAAUCUGAAAACAGAGAAGUGAACAAGACAAGUGGACGACUUAACAAUGGUAUACCCCAGGUUCCACUGAAAAGAGGGGAAUCGGAGUUUGAUUCCUUCAGGCAAUCCCUACCAGUUUUUGAAAAACAGGAAGAAAUUGUCAAAAUAAUAAAGGACAAUAAAGUUGUUUUGAUUGUAGGAGAGACUGGAUCAGGAAAAACUACUCAAAUACCUCAGUUCCUUCUUGAUGACUGUUACAAAACUGGAACUCCUUGCCGUAUAUUUUGCACUCAGCCAAGACGCUUGGCAGCAGUUGCUGUGGCUGAAAGAGUGGCAGCAGAAAGAAGAGAAAAGAUUGGCCAGACAAUUGGUUAUCAGAUCCGAUUAGAAAGCAGGGUUUCUCCAAAGACACUGUUAACGUUUUGCACUAAUGGCGUACUACUUCGCACCCUGAUGGCAGGAGACAGCACUCUAUCAACUGUGACACAUGUUAUUGUGGAUGAAGUACAUGAGAGGGAUAGGUUCAGUGACUUCUUGUUAAUAAAACUGAGAGAUGUGUUGCAAAAGCACACUAAUUUAAAACUAAUUAUUUCUAGUGCUGCUCUAGAUGCAAAUCUCUUUAUUAGGUAUUUUGGAAGUUGCCCAGUAAUACACAUACAAGGAAGACCUUUUGAAGUUAAAGAGAUGUUUUUGGAGGACAUUUUACGAAGCACUGGGUAUACAAACAAAGAGAUGGUAAAGUACAAAAAAGAGAAGCAGCGAGAGGAGAAACAGCAAAGCAGUCUUACUGAGUGGUGCUCUGCUCAGGAAAAUAAUAGCAAAGUGGAAUCUCAAAGACAAAGAUCUGUCCCAAGUGCAACUGAGGAGUAUAAUCUGUUGGAUGAUGGUGGUGACACAGUAUUUAAUCAACUGGCUGAGAAAGAUGUGAAUUGCCUUGAGCCAUGGCUAAUAAAAGAAAUGGAUUCUUGUCUUUCUGAUAUCUGGUUGAAUAAAGAUGUUGAUUCCUUUGCUCAGGUGUUCCACCUCAUUUUAACUGAAAAUGUCAGUGUUGAUUAUAGGCACAGUGAAACCAGUGCAACUGCGCUAAUGAUUGCCUCAGGGAGAGGCUUUCUGAGUCAAGUAGAACAACUGAUAAGUAUGGGAGCAAGUAUCCACUGCAAAUCAUCCAAUGGCUGGGUGGCGUUGGACUGGGCUAAACGCUUUGGGCAGACUGAAGUUGUUGACCUUUUAGAGUCCUACUGUGCUUCAGUGGAAUCUGGAAAUCUGGAUGAAAGUUCCCUGGUCCAAACAAGUGGUAGUGACCUGGAUGCAGAGGACAGAGAACUGUUGAAAGCUUAUCAUCACAGUUUUGAUGAUGAAAAGGUGGAUCUGGACCUGAUUAUGCACUUACUUCAUAACAUCUGUAGUAGUUGUGAUGCUGGAGCGAUUUUAAUAUUUCUUCCGGGAUACGAUGAGAUAGUUAGCCUGAGGGACCGUAUUCUUUUUGAUGACAAGAGGUUUGCUGAUAAUGCUCACAGAUACCAAGUUUUCAUGCUUCAUUCAAAUAUGCAGACUUUGGAUCAGAAGAAGGUGCUUAAAAGUCCACCUUCUGGCAUCCGCAAAAUAAUUCUUUCCACUAAUAUUGCAGAAACCAGCAUAACAGUCAAUGAUGUUGUAUUUGUUAUUGACUCGGGGAAAGUGAAAGAGAAGUCUUUUGAUGCACUGAGCUGUGUUACAAUGCUGAAAAUGGUGUGGAUUUCAAAGGCCAGUGCUAUCCAGAGAAAAGGCAGGGCUGGGCGCUGUCAGCCUGGAGUCUGUUUUCGUCUCUUCAGCAGGCUUCGAUUUCAGAGUAUGUUGGAAUUUCAGACUCCAGAACUUCUAAGAGUGCCACUUCAGGAGCUUUGUUUACACACAAAACUUCUGGCUCCAAUUAAUUGUCCAAUUGUUGACUUUCUUAUGAAAGCUCCUGAUCCUCCACCAGCUUUAAUUGUGAGAAAUGCUGUGCAAAUACUGAAGAGAAUAGAUGCCAUGGACCCUUGGGAAUAUCUCACUGAACUUGGCUAUCAUCUCACUGAAUUACCAGUAGAGCCACACCUUGGUAAAAUGGUGUUAUGUGCUGUUGUUUUGAAGUGCCUGGAUCCUGUUCUUACUAUUGCUUGCACUCUUGCAUAUCGAGACCCUUUUGUCCUACCCGCACUGGCCUCUCAAAAGCGUGCAGCCAUGCUGUGUAGAAAACGUUUUACUGCAGGAACAUUUAGUGACCAUAUGGCGCUUCUCAGGGCUUUCCAGGCAUGGCAGAAGGCGCGCAGUGAUGGCUGGGAGAGAGCCUUCUGUGAAAAGAACUUCUUGUCUCAAGCCACAAUGGAAAUCAUUGUAGGAAUGAGAAGUCAGUUGCUUGGCCAGCUUAGAGCUUCAGGUUUUGUUAGAGCCAGGGGAGGAGCUGAUAUCAGAGAUGUUAAUACUAACUCUGAAAACUGGGCUGUAGUUAAAGCUGCCUUAGUGGCUGGGAUGUAUCCCAAUCUAGUUCAUGUAGACAGAGAAAGCCUUGUUUUGACUGGACCAAAGGAGAAGAAAGUGCGAUUUCAUCCUACAUCUGUUCUUAGUCAGCCUCAGUAUAAAAAGAUUCCCCCUGCAAAUGGGCAAGCUGCAGCCAUUCAGGCACUCCCUACAGACUGGCUUAUAUUUGAUGAAAUGACGAGAGCUCAUAGGAUUGCAAAUAUCAGAUGCUGUUCUGUUGUAACACCUGUCACUGUGUCACUCUUCUGUGGACCAGCUAGAUUGCCAAGCAAUGCUUUGCAGGAGCCUUCAUCCUUUCAAGGUAUAAUGGAGUUUGGAUUUGAAAUGUUUCAGUUGUUAUAUAUUAGCAUGUGAUAUGGAAGGCUUAUUUUUCAAGAAUAUUUAAUACAUAUAUUACCAAAUUCUUAAAAUGACAGAGCUGUAGUACCUGUAGCUGUGCAAGAAUAGUUUAUAAGUUCUGUAAUAGAUGUCUCAGUUUUGUGAAUCCUUGUAGAUUCAUAUUCAUAAAUUACACUUACACGGCUGUGGAGUUUCUGAAAUUACAGUACAGUUUGUAGCGGAAUAAAAAAACGGAGACAAAAUGUUUAAUGACAAAAGUAAUGUUGAAAAGUGUAGUAUAUAUGGGGUUUUUCUGCAGACUAGUUUAUUUGAUAUUUUGAACCACAUUGUUCAAACUGAAUAAUAAUGUGGAAACUGUUAAUAUGGUAAAUAUUCAUAUUAGUUCCAGC